GAGAGAGAGAGAGAUACGGAUAGAGAUAUAGGUCUCGCGCUGAAGUAGCCCUACCUAAUUUUCCUGUAAUAGCCUAGUGACCUGAUUUUUUUUUUUUUCCACUUCCACUGCAAUUCCACGCGAUAAUCUAAGUUUAAACCCCCCCUGCACCGGCGGUGGCUGGGAGCUGCACUGAACCCGAGCCGAGCUUGUGCCUAUAAGCGGAAGUAGGAGCCCGCCUGCUGGAGCGGCGCGUCAUCGGCGGAGCGGCGGUCGCGCGCGCCACGCACUCCUCCCUGCCUACUUUUAAUAGCUGCGUCAUGUGACGGAGAGCAGUUGUAAGGCAGGUGCCCCUCGGUUCAUUCUCAGUGAGGGGGCACUUCCCUACACGACAGCACAAUCGGGAACGCUUGGAUUUUCAUAUUUCCUAUUAAUAUUACCAUUCUUAUUAUAUUAUGCUUAUUUAUUUUAUUUUAUAAUUUAUUAUUUUAUUUUUUUUACUGUUAUUAGAUAUUUUUUUUCUCCGUACCGUCAUUCAGUGGCUGGAUGGCGUGGGACAGGUGCAACCAGGAGUUGGUGUGGACGGAACUAGAGUGUGCUGCCUUGGUUGGGGAAGACCAGCCCCUCUGCCCUGACUUACCUGAACUGGACCUCUCUGAGCUGGACGUCAGUGAUCUGGAUGCAGAUAGCUUUCUGGGUGGACUCAAGUGGUACAGCGACCAAUCAGAAAUCAUUUCCAGCCAAUAUGGCAACGAGUCGUCCAAUCUGUUCGAGAAGAUAGAUGAAGAAAAUGAGGCCAACUUGCUGGCAGUGCUCACAGAAACCCUGGACAGUAUCCCUGUGGACGAGGACGGAUUGCCUUCGUUUGAAGCCCUGGCAGAUGGGGACGUGACCAACGCCAGCGAUCAGAGCUGUCCCUCCACCCCUGAUGGCUCGCCACGCACCCCAGAGCCAGAGGAGCCCUCCUUGCUGAAAAAACUCCUUUUGGCUCCACCCAACUCUCAGCUCAGCUAUAAUCAAUAUCCAGGCAGUAAGGCACAGAGCCAUGCAGCCAGCAACCACAGGAUACGACCAACACCUGCUGUUACCAAGACGGACAACCCCUGGAACAGCAAGCAAAGAGGGGUCUGCCCCCAGCCAAACCGGCUGGUGAGACGCCCAUGCACUGAACUGCUCAAGUACCUCACUGCCAGCGAUGAUGCCUUCCAGACAAGAGCCAGUGAAGCCAAGAGCACCUGGUCAGGCUGUGACAAGGACAGGGGUGGGCCUGGUACCUCCUCCUUUUCGUCGUCUUCCUCUCCAUCUUCUUCAUCCACUUCCUCCUUCUCCUCCUUGUCCUCCUGUUCCUCCUCUACCGCCUCAAAGAAGAAGCCCUCCUCUGCCUCCCUGUCAACGCAGCAGCAGCAACAGCAGCAGCAGCAGCAGCUGGCAGUGCAGGUCCAGAGAGGUGAGAGCCAGGCAGCUGGGGCGUAUAGUGUGGCUGGUGAGGGGGCAGGGCAGUGGCAGCGGUGUACACAUGGGGAGCAGUCCACCCCUGUUGUGCCGUCCUGUGGAAGUGGCUGUAGCCACGCCUGCUCCAGUGAAGAGGGGAGGCCACCUCUUGGUGCUGACACAGGCAGCCAGGCUGCCGCCCGCUUCAUUAGGUACAUGCACUCUUACUCUCUCCCGCCUAGAGAGACGGGUCGUGCAGGCAGCUGUGGCCGUUGUCUUGAGGCGGGCGGCUGGGCUGGGGCCAGCCGUGCGGACAGGCACAUCCCAAUAACUAUUAGAAAGAGGAGGCAAGAGCAUGAGCAUUUCAUGCUCAGCCAGCUGCUGACCUCCAGACCCAGGCCAGCCCGUUAUCGGGCCCACCUGCAAAUGCCCAGUGUGUCCAAGAGAGACAAACAAGAUCCACCCAAAACACCUCCUAGAGACAAAGGGUUGGAUGGGCAUGUAGUUAAAGAUAGUCAGGAACAUCAGAUCAUAAGCCCAUUUCCGGAUCUCCAGGAACCUAGUCUAUCUAACUUAUCAGAUCUUGAUCUUUCAACCCUGGUUGCCUUGGACCUAGAAAGUUUGUUAACAAAAUUUGAGCAUGAAAUAGAAGGGUCUAAAAUUAAAAUGGGGCAAAAUGGGGUGAAUGUUCAUGAUGAUGUCUUAGGCAGCCCCUUGUCAUUCCCACGGGGCUUGCCAAGUCCACUUUUCCAAGACUCUUUAGUUCCAGAGCACACCCCUUCCUUCAUACAAGAGCAGAACCCACACAGACAGGCAGACCGCAGGCAUCCCGAUGACCAGGUUCCACCACCGUUAGCCAAACCAACCACCUUGCCACUUCCUUUGACCCCAGAGUCUCCAAAUGACCACAAGGGAUCUCCAUUUGAGAACAAGACCACUGAACGCACAUUGAGUGUGGAGAUCUCUGGAACCCCAGGUCUGACACCACCUACCACACCUCCUCACAAAGCCAGUCAAGAGAACCUUUUCAAAGUAUCACUCAAAACCAAGCUGUCUUCAGCUUCUUCAGCCCUGACGAGCAAGAAGGCCAAGUUGAGCAAUGGAAGCCCUAGCUCUCCUUCAUUCAGUAGCUCCAGCAGAAAGAGGCAUGAGAAGUCUGAGCUGUAUGCCCAACUGAGCAAGGCCUCUUCAGCCCUGCCUCUGGGAAAUUUAGAAGAGUGCCGGGGCAAGCAGCCAACGCCUCGCGUGUUUGGUGAUCAUGAUUAUUGCCAGGCUUCAAGCACAAAACGAGACAACGGCACAUUGGCUGCCAUGAUCACUGGGCCUGUAGAGGGCCGGCAUGUAGAACCUAAAGACUCAAACAUGCCAGCUUUCUCUAAUCUCACAUCCUCUUUGUCUUCCACCAGUCCCUUAUCUUCCUCUCUGGCAAGGCAGCUGCAGGGUCUUUCCCCCAUGGUUCAGGAGGCUUGUCCAGACAGCGAAGCUCAGGGGCAGAACCACAGUCCUGCACUGGAUGCCAAAACUUCUAAAGAGUGCAUCUCUACAGGCAGGAAACUGCUGCGAGACCAGGAGAUACGGGAAGAGCUUAAUAAGCACUUUGGUAACCCCCAACAAGCCUUUUUUAGUGAGACUGAGCAGAGUGGUUUCCAGCCACUAGAUGAAAGUGACUCUGGGGAUGAGAACUAUUACCCUUUUGAGGCCUACAUGGACACAGGCCUGCCUGACUUUGAGGACCUAGAAGUGGGCCGUGAGCGCCUUCUUUGCUCUUGGGAAGGCACUCCACUGGGGAUGUUCUUUGAAGGCUCUCCAUCCUGUUCUCCAUCCAGCAGCUUGCCUUCCCAGAGUUCGGUCUCGCCACCUUCAACUCUGCUCUCUCCAGGGCACUUCUCCUACAAGUCAGGAUCACGCUCUAGAUCCCGCUCCAGGUCUUCCUCCCGUCACAGAUACAGAUCCCUCUCCAGGUCUCCUUACUCCUGUUCCCAGUCCCCAGAUAACUGCUCCCCUUCUUGGUCUCAUCGUACUGUUGAUAAGACCUCGUUCAAAUCCAGGACUAUUAGAAGUCCUCGGUCUGACUCUCACUCAGGCCUUGGUCAGAGGCCCAGGUAUGACAGCUAUGAAGAAUACCAGCAUGAACAGCUGAAGAGGGAGGAGUACCAGAGGGACUAUGAGAAACGUGAGGUAGAGAGGGCUGAACAGAGGGAGAAACAACGAAAGAGAGCAAUAGAGGAGAGGCGGGUUUUGUACGUUGGACGUCUCCGGGCUGACAGCACACACUCCGAGCUCAAGCGGCGCUUUGAAGUUUUCGGCGAGAUCGAGGAGUGUGUCAUCAACUUGAGACAUAAUGGGGACAAUUUUGGCUUUAUCACCUACCGCUACACUUGUGAUGCCUUCGCUGCCCUUGAGAAUGGACACACCUUGCGCAGGCCAAAUGAGCCUCAGUUCGAGCUCUGCUUCGGUGGACAAAAGCAGUUCUGCAAAUCCAAUUACACAGACUUGGACUCUCAUUCUGAAGACUUUGAUCCGACCUCAACCAAAAGCAAAUAUGACUCGAUGGAUUUCGACAGCUUGUUGCACGAGGCCCAGUGUAGCCUGAGAAGGUAACGAGCUCCACCACACCUGCUGGCUGCAAAGCGAGGGAUUUGUGAUACCUCACUGCUGUUUUGCUCCUCUGACUAUGAGACUAUUGCAAGUUUUACACUGAAUAUAGAGGGAAUAUAUAUAUAUAUAUAGGACAUAUAUGUAUAUCUAAAAGCAAAGUUUACAUGAACAUAGCUGCUGCAAAGACUUUACCUUUGGGGAUUAGCCAAUAAACCUUUAGAGGAGUGCACGGAUAUGUGCCUGUGCUGUGCUGCUGUAUGAGACAGUGAUCUCUAUGGGAUUGUUUUCUUCAUGCACUGCUCCAAUCUCAGCGCUUUGAGGGGUGAAAAUGUGCAGCCUGUUCAGUCAGUUUUUAUUUGAUUGAUUUUUACUUUUUCUGCCUUUUUUAUUUAACCUGGUAUUUGGAUGUGGUGUUACAAUGUUGUUAAGUGAGUAUGGGACUAGUAUCUUCUUCAAGGUUAUAUUGUCUACAUUUUUUGGGGGAAAUGAUAUAAACAGAUAUUUACAGAUAUUAAAUGGAAUAUUUUUAUUUUGUGUACAUAUCAAUUCAAAGUUCUUUAUUUGUUACAGCUAUGCACUGUAAAACGCAGCCUUUAUAAGAUGGAGAUUUUCCUAAUCGAGAAUGUCAAUCUGUAGUCAUUACAGUGACACAUAACCAACAUUGCGGUUAUGUGGAGUGAUAUGAUUGUAAAAAAAAAAAAAAUUAUAAUAAUAAAUUAUAUAAAAAAAAAGUCUAUGGAGAUUGGGUGCUCUUUAGGGGAGCAUGUGAACAGAUUUUUAAAGACUUUUGUUUUAAAAUGUCAUGAAUCAUGUAUAGUUUCAUCUUUAAGCUUCCUCAGUGUUUUCCUUACACAACCUAUGUAUGAUACAUUUGAAUAUUUUUAUGUCCAUAACUGUGUACAACCAUAAGAUUUUUUUCUCUCUGAAGUAAACAAUAACUUUUUAAUUACUUUGUGCACAAGAAUAAUUUUUAUUAUUGCUUUUUAAAAAAACAAACAAAUAAUAAUAAUAAUAAUAAUAAUUCACUAUAACUAAUAUAUGAUUGUUCUUCUUUAAAGACAAAUUCAUGUACUUAUGUUCGUGAGGGAGAAAUGUAUUUAUUUCAGUAUUUUUGAUCAAAAUAUUUAUGGUUGACAUCAACUAUGAUGCGCCUUGCAAAUUUUGCUAUUUAUAUUGUUAUUUGACUUAUUUAACAUUCAUAUAUUUUUAAGGAUGCACAAGUUCUACAGAAAUCUCAUUCUUUUAAACAAAGAUAUAAUCACCGAACGGUCCAUGCUUUUCUUCUUCACAGUUUGCAACCAUUGUUUUUUCAUUCAUUUUCUUUGUCUAAAGCACAUAAAGCAAUAAAACUAAUUUUGCAGGUA
Molecule: messenger RNA, 5372 nt
Organism: Clarias gariepinus (North African catfish)
Lineage: Eukaryota; Metazoa; Chordata; Actinopteri; Siluriformes; Clariidae
Gene: ppargc1a
Product: peroxisome proliferator-activated receptor gamma, coactivator 1 alpha
Exons: 13
Coding region: 526-4011 (1161 amino acids)
Biological process (GO): positive regulation of transcription by RNA polymerase II
Cellular component (GO): nucleus
Molecular function (GO): RNA binding; transcription factor binding
Source: RefSeq, a predicted model, not a curated record